This is a messenger RNA of Neomonachus schauinslandi (Hawaiian monk seal), 990 nucleotides long. RefSeq names its product tectorin beta (gene TECTB). The record is from RefSeq and is a predicted model, not a curated record. The transcript has 10 exons. Gene Ontology annotation, cellular component: cell surface. Lineage: Eukaryota; Metazoa; Chordata; Mammalia; Carnivora; Phocidae. Bases 1 to 990 code for a protein of 329 amino acids.
AUGGUGAUGAAGGCCUUUGUCCUGCUGGUUGUCUUUGCAGAAGCCUCUGCGAGAUCUUGUACUCCGAAUAAAGCAGAUGUCAUUCUUGUGUUUUGUUAUCCCAAAACCAUCAUCACCAAAAUCCCCGAGUGUCCCUAUGGCUGGGAAGUGCAUCAGCUGGCCCUUGGGGGACUGUGUUACAAUGGGGUCCAUGAAGGAGGUUACUAUCAAUUUGUGAUCCCGGAUUUGUCACCUAAAAACAAGUCCUACUGUGGAACCCAGUCUGAGUACAAGCCCCCCAUCUACCACUUCUACAGCCAUAUCAUUUCCAAUGACAGCACAGUGAUCGUAAAGAACCAGCCCGUGAACUACUCCUUCUCCUGCACCUACCAUUCCACCUACUUGGUCACCCAGGCUGCCUUUGACCAAAGAGUGGCCACUGUUCACGUGAAGAACGGGAGCAUGGGCACAUUUGAAAGCCAAUUGUCUCUCAACUUCUACACUAAUGCCAAGUUCUCCACUAAGAAGGAAGCCCCUUUUGUCCUGGAGACAUAUGAAAUCGGUUCAGAUCUGUUUGCAGGAGUAGAAGCCAAAGGGUUGAGUGUUAGGUUUAAAGUGGUUUUGAACAGCUGUUGGGCCACACCAUCAGCUGAUUUCAUGUAUCCCUUGCAGUGGCAGCUAAUUAACAAGGGCUGCCCCACGGAUGAAACCGUCCUCGUAUAUGAGAAUGGGAAAGAUCACAGGGCCACCUUCCAAUUCAAUGCUUUCCGGUUCCAGAACAUCCCCAAACUCUCCAAGGUUUGGUUACACUGUGAGACAUUCAUCUGUGACAGUGAGAAGCUCUCCUGCCCAGUGACCUGCGACAAGAGGAAGCGCCUCCUCCGGGACCAGACAGGGGGCGUCCUGGUGGUGGAGCUCUCGCUCCGUGGCAGGGGAUUCUCCAGUCUCUAUAGCUUCUCAGAUGUCCUCUAUCACCUCAUCGUGAUGCUGGGGAUUUGUGUCGUGUUGUAG